Molecule: messenger RNA, 7638 nt
Organism: Colius striatus (speckled mousebird)
Lineage: Eukaryota; Metazoa; Chordata; Aves; Coliiformes; Coliidae
Gene: CTDSPL
Product: CTD small phosphatase like
Exons: 9
Coding region: 428-1309 (293 amino acids)
Molecular function (GO): RNA polymerase II CTD heptapeptide repeat phosphatase activity
Source: RefSeq, a predicted model, not a curated record
GGGGAGGCGCGGAGGGCCGGGGGCACUUCCCCCGCCUCGGGAGGCGGUGGCGGCUCCGGCGGGGAAACGUUGCGGAGGGCUUUCCGGAAGGGUGAAUUGGAAUAAAUCUGAAUUUUUUUAAAGGGGGGGGGUUGAUUCGCCUCCCCCCACUCCUCCGUGAAGAAUUGGCGCCUGGAGGAGGCGGCCGUGGCAGCACUACCGGAGGGGCCCCUGUGCGCGGUGCUUCCCACUUCACCCCCCCCCCCCCCCCCCCCGCCUUCACUCCUGGAGGAGUUAGGGUUUUUGUUUGUUCGCUUGGAUUUUUUUUUCUUUUUUUAAAUACAAAUCCGCAUAUUGAUUUUUAAACAAACAAACACCACCCCCCCUUCCCCGCAAACAAGCCUGCCUCUGGGAGGGAAAUAGCCAGGUGGAAUCUCACUCUGUUUCCAUGGACAACCCGUCCAUUAUCACCCAGGUGACUAACCCCAAAGAGGAAGAGAUCCUGUCCUGCACUCAGGAUAAAGUGUCCCAAUGUAAUAUCAGCUUGAAGAAGCAGAGGAGUCGAAGUAUCUUUAGCACCUUAUUCUGCUGCUUUCGUGACUACAAUGUCGAACCACCAUCUACCAAUAGCACUAGUGCUCUUCCUCCUUUGGUGGAGGAGAAUGGAGGACUUCAGAAGGGUGACCAGAUGCAGGUCAUGCCUAUACCAAGUGGAAUAUACUAUUUCCACGGGACUGAAGCAGUGCAGCAGUCGUUUCACUACAAGCCACCAGCUAAAUACCUCCUGCCAGAACUGACAGCAUCAGAUUAUGGGAAGAAGUGUGUGGUCAUUGAUUUAGAUGAAACUUUAGUGCACAGUUCAUUUAAGCCAAUUAGCAACGCUGAUUUCAUCGUUCCUGUAGAAAUUGAUGGAACCAUACAUCAGGUUUAUGUAUUGAAACGACCACAUGUGGAUGAGUUUCUUCAGAGGAUGGGAGAGCUUUUUGAAUGUGUACUCUUCACAGCCAGUCUAGCCAAGUAUGCAGACCCAGUAGCUGACUUACUGGAUCGCUGGGGUGUGUUCAGGGCAAGGCUUUUUAGAGAAUCCUGUGUUUUCCACCGAGGAAAUUAUGUGAAGGAUCUGAGUCGACUGGGACGUGAGCUGAGUAAAGUUAUUAUAGUAGAUAAUUCUCCUGCUUCUUACAUCUUCCAUCCUGAAAAUGCAGUGCCUGUGCAGUCCUGGUUUGAUGACAUGACAGACACAGAGCUGCUAGAUCUUAUUCCUUUCUUUGAAGGACUAAGCAAAGAGGAAGAAGUUUACAGUAUGCUUCAUAAACUCUGCAACAGGUAGCCCUUAACUUUGACUGACUUCUGCUACUAGAUUGCAGUUGCUAGAGGCUGUCUCCAUCUUCUGCAGCUCUUUCAAAUGUAAGCUCUGGGGAGGUCACCCCUGUCAGAAGUGCUACUUUUGAUCUUCCUGUUACAUUGGACACGAAGGACAAUCAUGAGUGAUGCUAUUAAGCCUUCGGAAGCCUGACUCCUAAGGUCAUGUGUUCAGACUACUUUUUUUAAAGGAAAAAAAAAAAGCUAUUUUAAAUUGAACUAUUUUAAUGAAUUUCAUAAAUGGACAUCUUUUACUGGAUCAGCUUUUCUUAAAACAUGCCAAAAAAAGAAGCUUGUAUUUCAGCAGUUGAAUUUCUCUCCCUUUCUUCCCCUCCCACUAUGCAGACAAUUUUACCCCCCUGCUUAGAGCAGUUGACCUGACUCUGAAUUUUUUCUUACAGAAUGAAGUGCCUUUUUGAAUGUUAUUUUAAGAUUAAAAAAAAAAUCAUUUUUGUAUAAGACGUAUUUCCAGACAUCUUUAGUCUUGUAUUGUCUAAAUGCUUUAAAAGGAAAAAGGAAAAAUUUUAUAGAGCACUGUAAUAUAUAACAAAGGAAAAACAAAGAUGCUGGGUUCCUGUUUCCACGAUGACAAGAAGUUGUAUUUGUCAUGCUCUGAAGGUUUAAGCAUUUGUGGGAGGGUUGAUUCGGGUUAAUUACACGGUUGUUUCACUGAGAACGGUUUUUGGGCACAGUUUUGAACAUAUCUGCAGUUGUUUGAGUAUUGGGGAGUGACGGAAUUGAUAAAACAAAGUGGCUAACAGAUCUAAAGCACCUUUCAUUCUAGAUGAAGUUCUGUUUGUUUCUGCUUACGCACAACUGCCAUGCCUCUCUUUUUUUGGAAAACCAUUAUCUUGGGAGAACAAGGAGGAGAUCUAUUUAUUAGUUUAAGAUUCUUUUCUUUAAAAAACAAAAAAGCAAACAACAACAGAAAAAAAAACCCAUCUGGGCAAGCUGGAUCUGUAUUGAGCUGUUUGGGGUACUUUUUUUUCUUUUAAUUGCUGCUACUGUGUACUCACCAAAUGGAGUAGACCAUCGGCUGUUAAUACUGUUUUUGCCACUGUGCCUGUGCUAUGAGACAUUUUCUGUAAGCUGCAAACUUGGGCAAUAAAUAAAAUACAGGCUUCAUAACCCACCCCAAUGUAGUAAUCCCACAGUAUCUGAUAUACCAGAGCACUCAGCUAAAGGUGACCUGUAAAGGAUCUUUUUUUCAAUUUUCAAUUGGGAUAAUGCCCUCUCUUUAGUAUAUAAGAACGCUAAAAGUACUUUUUUCCCCACCCACCCCCUCAAUCUGUGGUUUGUAUUUCCUCCCUAAAGUGUAAGGUGCAGAUUGGGAGCUUCAUGGAGUCUUGAUAGAAGGGCAGAAGUUACUAGCCUGGACUAAAACUGGCCCUCUGGCUUUGCAGUUGAGUAUGUCUCAUCUCUGAGCCCGAGAACCACUUUAUCAUCUUCUGUAGUGUCACAGGUACCAUUUCAAAAGAAUAACUUAAAUAUAUUAAGCCUUUGAAGAAGAAGGCACGCUUUCCUCACUUUCCAGUGCCACCUUUUCAUUAUCAUCUGCACCAGAAAUCUACAAACACAGAAACUACGGCCGUGUUUGGCUGCCGUCGGCAAAGACACAGUGGAGUGCUGGGUGCUUCUAAUUAGCUAAAUUUUGACUAGCAGAUCCCCAUUGCCUCUCCUGUUGUUCUCUGAAAGUCUUGACAACUUGGAAGCAAGGAAAAAAUUGGUAUUAAAGCACUGGUGAAGCAGCUUAACAAAUUCUUUCAUAGAAGGGCAGGCCAGCCUCCCAGGCAGAGAGUAGAUUUCGUGUAGGUGCAGUCUAAGGCUGAGAGGUGACUUGGGCCCUUGCAGUGCAGCUGUGCUCCAGCCGCUCGCCAUGUCUUGUUCCGAGGGCUGGCAGGGACAGUCCCUCGGUGACACUCGUGAGUCUCCACGGCAUCACCCCCUUGUUUCCUUACCAGCUGGCAUUACCUUAGUGCUGUACAAUUCUGUGCCACAACAAAGAAAAGCUGUCCAAUUUAAAAUCAUAACCAAGCAACCUGUGUCGUUUAAAAGAAAUGGAAAUAAAGGAAGGCCUACAGGUUCUGGUUAGUCCAUUAACGUUUACCUUCAGUUUAAGAUUGUUUAGCUUUAUAUUUCACUUCAGAGUAAUGAAACUGUAAGCUGCCAAAAAAAGUUGUUCUCUGAGCAGUAUUUUCAACUGUGCUUGUAGCUUCUAGGCUUCAACCACAGUUUGCAGGGAAGUAUUCAGGUUGUAGUUAGUUGUGCAGGUAUGAGAGGAAUGGCUGGAAAAAACUGAAAGACUUUCUCCAUAGCAUUAGACCAAACAAUCUUCCAAUGAGACAAUAAAUAACACCCCUACCCCCCGACAUCACCAUGUUACGGUUGUGACCCGUUGUACGUGAGAUGAACCAUGUCAUCAGUUUGCAUUUCUGAAAGCAGCGAUUUCAUGAACCAGUUGCCUUAAGUCUGUGAAUGAAUGUUGAUUAUUAUAAAGUGUCUUGUAUUGUUUUAAAAUCCACAUAGAAUGGACAACUGAACUUCUGAACCAGCUUCUGGAAGAAUGGUUCUGGUGCUGUUCUGUACCACCCUGUGUUUUCUGUAUCAAUUAUUUUUGGCUCUUGAAAUCCAGAGUUUCCAAAAAUAACCCCAGUUCUUUUAAGUUAGUUACAACAUUGAAAUGACACUUGGUGACAAUGCAAAGGUGAAUAGCUUAGCAAUGCUUUUGAUCUCUGCGGGUAUCUUAAGAGUAUUUUCUAUCACUUCUGAAGAAUAUUUUUGUUUUAAGCUCAUCCUCAUUCAAGUAAAAUGCUGCUGCCAUGUUUGGACUUCCCUGGGCAUUCCAAUUUGCCCAAAAAGGACCAAACUGACACAGCUGUUUAUUUUGACACUGUAAUUGUAGUUGAAAUUUCCAAAUGUUAAUGUUUGAGUGAACUUACAUAGGUUAUAUAUUUGGAGUUUCUAGACUUUAACAAAGCAAUAUAGUUCUGUCCAUAAAGUCAGAUAGCGAGUGGAAUGUUUGUACAAUUUGCAAUACGGGUAUUUGAUUAUAUUUUAAAUAAAAGAUUUUAAGAGUUAAAAUGGGGAGGGGAAAUACACUUGUUUCCUGAAUCUCUUGCAUAUUUUGAAGUGCAGUUAAUGCAUGCAGCUCACCAGGGCUGUUAAAAAGCCUGGUUUUCAGUUCUGUUCCUGGAUCCUUGUAGAAGCAUUUGAAAAAAAAUUUUUCCAGUUGGUCAUUCUGUUUAGCUAAAGAAAUGCUGCCUGGACUGAAGUUCUUUUGUCCUUUUUAUGUCGGGUUAAAAAAGGAUUUUUUUUUUUUUGGCCUGUAUUAUAGGUAUUUUUAAAUUAAAACUGUAAGGCAAAAUGCCUGAGAUUCCUGAAAUCCAGCUGAAGUGUUAAUGAUGAAAUUGAUGUUUCUUAACUAGGGCUGUGCGUGGAACACUUGUCAGCUACCUGGGAAUGUGGCAGGUUUGCAGUGGGAGAGAGAUGUACAAUAUUGCCAUGUUCAUUUAAGUGGCUUUGGAAGAAUAAUUUGUCUCUUUUUUGUUUUGCCCUUGGAUCUGUUCUAAACAGCAAAGUUACACGUGAAAGCUCAACACCUGAAGAGAUUUGGUUGUCGGUGUACGCAAUCACUUUAUCACAGCGUGAUUUUUAUUAGACUGGUUGAGAGACAAUAAAGUAUCUGAAUGACACUGGUAUGUGCUGAUGUUGCAGCUUUUGAAGUCUCAGUGUAAAAACAAACAAAGGAAAUGUGUAGCUCUCUACCUUACAAACACGUCAUGCUAUGUUUUACAGGUUCUUUUUAAACCAAUAAAACACAGUACCGCACAGCCCUAUUUGUAAAAGACAAACAAGUUUGUGCCUCUGAUUUCCAAGGUGCUGUGAUGUUUAUGCCUUUGUGGGGCCAGGAGGGAAGGUGAGACUUGCAUGGGGCAAUUGCUUAGAAGUCUCUGGGCUAACUAUGCAAAACCAGCUGUCAGUUUUCUGUUUCACAUUGUAUUGUAAAAAUCCAGCUGACUUUCUUCUUUUUUUUUCCUUUCUUGUUAAAGAUCUCUGGGGAACUUAACAGAGGAGUAAGCAAUGGAAAUGUUUCUUUCUUCUUUUUUUUUUCCUUUUUUAAUUUCUCUGAUAAUGGAGCUGUUUACACUUUAAUGCAAUGAACAAUCCAGUGAUACUUGAGAAACACUACAGAUACCAUAUGAGUUUUCAGGAGAGAGAAGUGUUGUCAAUCAGGUAUUGAAAUGGUUUCUUUACUGUCACAAAAUAAAAAGAUUUUAACAAUAUAGUUACUUGUGCAUGUAAUACUUCUCUGGGGAAAAAAAAAGAGUUCCUGCCCUUCUCCUCAAUUAACAGUCACUGCCCUAAUUUGUCAGGGACUUUAUUCCUGCUAAUGCACAUCCUUGUUAGAUAGUAUAAUGACCCAUCUCUGUGCCACUCUCCGCCCUUCUCCUCUCUUUAAGUCACGCAUGGGACUCCUCACUGACUACCCUGGCACCUGCCUGUGCAAACAGAGCUGAUGAACUACUGAUGAACUCUGCUUAAUAAAUUGGUGGUGUCUCUGGCAGAUGUUCCAGCUAUUUAGACCUCUUGGAUGAGAUCAUACAAUAAUUUGUUUGAGUCUCAAAGCUGUGUGACUUCUUUUGAAGGGCUUACUUCAUCUACUUGAAUAGCUGUUCUUAACAUCACUGCCAUAUCCCAAUGAAUAUCUGAAUGAAACACUUUAUUUUGGUUGGAAAGUCUAUUUUGGGACUUUUAUCUGACACAGUAAGACUUAGGCAGAGCCUUCCUUUCUAGGAAAAGGCACGUAUUAUUAAUGCUUUAUUAGCAGUAAACCUCAGGCCUGCUAGAAUAAACAGCUGGCUCAAGGUAGCACAUCAGUUGCAAUUAGAAAUAUUCUGUAGUUAUUCCUGUGAUCAGUUGGAAUGACCUAGGCUGCCUGUACUGGUGGGGUUUUGAUCUUAUUUUAAGUGGUUUUGGGGUUGUUUUUUGGUUUAGUUUUACCAGUCUCCUUAGCUGCUACUUAUGAUAAAGAUGCCUUUCUUUCACUCAGUAAAAUAAGUAUUUCAAAAUUCAUAAAACAGUUGAAUCGUAGUGGUGAGAAAGAUACUGUUGUUCUAUCCUCACUGAUUGAAACUAAAUGUCUGCAAAACCAAAUACAUGACAGUCUAUACACAUGUAUGCCUUCCAAUAAUUAUUCCCACCCUCCCUCUCCUUUUUAUUGUGUUUCUAACUCAGAAGGAAAGCCAACUGCUCUGAAAUUUCCUGCAAGAUAGGGUAGGGCUCUUCCAGGUGGGCUGCAUCUCCAGGGGAUCCUGCAGUCUCCAACAGUUUUCCUGGUAAGCUCCCAUCAUCAUCCAGACUUCCUCCCAGCACAGCUCUGCUGGCAGGAGACCAGGCAAAGUUCUUGUGGACUUCUCUGUUGGUUCUGUAGGAGCUACUGGAAAAUAAAUGUUCUCUGGGUAGUAAAUUGGCUUGGACAGGUUGGCAAACUCAACCUUACAACCUUCCAGGCGUGUUUCAUUGAAAGCUGUCUCAAAGUGCUGUGCUGAGAAGCAGGCUGUCCUCUCAUUGCCUGAUGGACAUUUCUGAAGCACACUUAACAGCUUGGACUUCAUAGAGAUUGUUUUGACUUGAUAAAGUAGGUCUGCAGUUUGCACACCUUCCCAAACAGCAAUUUGAAAAGGUUAGUUGGGUCAUCAGUGAAAUCAGCAGCAGAGUUUGUGAGGUGGUGGCUGUGUCAGCUGGGGCUGUUAAAGAUCCCCAGACCUCAGCAGACCAUCUACUGCAAUCAUCCCUCUCUCUGCUCUUCUCCCUGCAACUGGCAUCAUUUCAUUUUGCAACCACGUUUUAAUUUGGUGAUGUAGACACCUUUGACUGGGAUGUAAAUUGCAAGAAGAUGCUGCAUAAAGGAAGGAAAAGACUGCUGGACUCCGUUGCCUCAGGCUGGACUCCAGCUAGGACAAGGCUGUUGCUACUUGAAGGCAAACAGAGGAGUCAUCUUUAAGCCAGAAACAUGUCAUCUCCCUCUGAGAAGCACUGUGCUUCUAGAUAAUGGGGGUUGCUGGUUUGUUCAUGCAAAUGCAGUGCUACACCACCUGUAUAUUCCCAGCAUUUCUCUAAAUGUUGCACUCUGAGGAUUGUUGGAGGAGUUACUGGCUUGGCAACAGGUUGUUUUCUUUGUCAGACUUUAAUGAACUUUUGUGAUGAAAACCAAAUUUCUUUACAGUGUGACUUUGUGAUUUUUUUUCCAUGCUUUGAUUCAGUUUGACAAUAAACUGUGUUAUUUUUUUCAUCCUC